AUGUCUGCAACAUCUGAUCCAGCCCAGCUGUGGAUAGGUGGCAAGUAUUCGCCGGGCCAAGGAGAGUUAAUCCCCAUCGAGGACCCCUCUACAGGGACCAUCUUCGCCCACGCCCAGUCCGCCUCGCCCGCCGACGUCGAGCACGCCAUCAUCAUCGCCAACGCGGCCUUCAAAUCCGGCACCUGGUCCCGCGCCCCACGCCACCACCGCGCAGACGUCCUCGACCGCACCGCCACCCUCCUCACCGCCCACCUCCCCUCCCUCAUCGCCCUCGAGGUCCAGCAGACCGGCCGCCCCAUCCGCGAGAUGAACGCCCAGGUCCCCUCCCUCGUCCGCUGGUUCAAGUACUACGCCGCCCUGCUGCGCACCGAGGAGCGCGCCGUGCUUCCCACCGUGGGAAAACUGCACAACUGGGUCGACCGCGUGCCGCUGGGCGUCGUCGCGCUCAUCACCCCCUUUAACCACCCCCUCCUCAUCGCCGUGAAAAAGAUUGCGCCUGCCCUGGCUGCGGGAAAUAGCGUUGUCGUCAAGCCUAGCGAGCUGACUCCGCUGACGACCCUGAAGCUGGGCGAGAUCCUGGCCGAGGCUGGCGUGCCGGACGGGGUGUUCAGCGUGCUGCCUGGGUAUGGCGCCACCACGGGCAAGGCGCUGGUGAGCCAUGUGUUGGUGAGGAAAGUGGACGUCACCGGCGGCACUGAGGCCGGGAGGGCGAUUGGGAGUAUUGUGGGAGGCAACCUGGCGAGGUUCACGGCUGAGCUUGGCGGCAAGGCGCCGCUUGUGGUGUUUCAAGACGCGGAUAUCAAUGUUGCUGUGAAUGGGAUCGCGUUUGGGGCGUUUGUGGCCAGUGGACAGACUUGUGUGGCUGCCACGAGGAUCAUUGUGGACAAUAAGGUGAAGAACCAGGUCGUGGACAGGCUGAAGGCCAAGUGCGAGCUCAUCUUUCAGAACAUGGGCGCGCCGUCGAAUCCAGUGUCGAUGAUGGGCCCGCUGAUCUCCGAAAAGCAGCUAAAGAACGUCGAGACUCUCGUUCAGCAGGCUGUGGAGGGUGGCUUCGGGGUCACUGCCGUUGGAGGGUCCAGGCUAGGAGGGACGAGUUCUCUGGAUGGGACCGACUUUUCCAAGGGUUACUAUUACGCACCGACGAUACUCACAUCCACGGACGGCAACAAUAGUAUCCUCGACGCACGCAUCUGGAGGGAAGAGGCAUUUGGGCCUGUAGUUGUCGUUGUGGGCUUCGACAACGAGGACGAGGCCGUCCAGCUCGCCAACGACAGCAGCUUUGGCCUCGGGGCAGCCAUCUGGACAAAGGACCUCUCGCAGGCGUACCGAGUCUCGGAGCAGAUCGAGGCUGGGAUUGUCUGGGUCAACACGCACCACCGCAACGAUCCGAGCAGUCCUUGGGGUGGCGCAAAGACAGCGAGCGGUGUGGGCAGCGAGAAUGGUAUUGAUGCGUAUCGCGAGUAUACGACGAUGAAGAGCACUAUCAUCAACUUUGCGUCGGCUGAGGAAUCGUUGGCGUCGGAUGAUUGGUUUAGGGAGGGUGCGGGAACGGUGCGGUAUGGAUGA
Molecule: messenger RNA, 1566 nt
Organism: Cryphonectria parasitica EP155
Lineage: Eukaryota; Fungi; Ascomycota; Sordariomycetes; Diaporthales; Cryphonectriaceae
Product: aldehyde dehydrogenase
Exons: 2
Coding region: 1-1566 (521 amino acids)
Molecular function (GO): aldehyde dehydrogenase (NAD+) activity
Source: RefSeq, a predicted model, not a curated record